CCAGGAUUACGAACCUCAGUUUACGUGAUAGACUCGAGCGCCUCUCUACUUCCUAUAUAUAUGCCCCAGAUAGCUUGGCAUGAAACAUAUAAAAAUCUGUACAUAUGCGUCUUUGUAUAUCAGUUUAGCGUAUCACAAAACAGUCAUAUUCAAGAUUCAAAGAUCGAUCCCCGUUUUAUAUAUGAUGUGUUCCCUAACCCGCAAUGACUUGCAGAGGAUUUUUGAGAAGCUGGACCGGAAGGGCGAUGGUUAUGUUAGCGUUGAGAAUCUGAAGAGACUGGCGGAGAAUAUAGGAUUCAAUUACGGAGCAGAGGAGGUCGAGUCGCUGGUGGGCAAGAAGAGACUUGACUUGGAAGAGUUCUUGAUGUUUUACGAGUCCAUAUCGAGAAGUAACAGUAGCGGGGAGAGCAGAGGGGGUGGUGAAGAAGAAGAAGAGCUGGUGAAGGCGUUCGAGGUGUUUGACAUGGAUGGAGAUGGAUUCAUCAGCAGCGAAGAGGUGGAGUGUGCGCUGAAGAGGCUUGGCUUAUGGGACCCAAAGAGCUGUAAAGACUGCGCCUCCAUGAUCUGCGUAUAUGAUACCAAUUCCGAUGGCCUGCUUGAUUUCCAGGAAUUCAAGAACAUGAUGUUGCUUACCAUCCGUUGAGCUGUUCUUGAUGAAUUCUCCUUAGUGCGAGUCAUAUCUACUUGAGCAAAAUGUCCAAGUAGCUAGAUCUGCAUCAAGCUCCCUGCCAUUACAAACGAAUCUUAUAUAUUGUGAUUAUUAAGCAUAGGAUCGGAGCU
This is a messenger RNA of Neltuma alba, 780 nucleotides long. Its product is annotated as probable calcium-binding protein CML44. The transcript has a single exon. The coding region runs from base 80 to 643 and encodes 187 amino acids. Lineage: Eukaryota; Viridiplantae; Streptophyta; Magnoliopsida; Fabales; Fabaceae. Gene Ontology annotation, molecular function: calcium ion binding. The record is from RefSeq and is a predicted model, not a curated record.